Malassezia sympodialis ATCC 42132 is the source of this 10218-nucleotide messenger RNA. It is a transcript of the gene MSH6, whose product is annotated as mismatch repair ATPase MSH6. Gene Ontology annotation, biological process: mismatch repair. Gene Ontology annotation, cellular component: MutSalpha complex; nucleus. The record is from RefSeq and is a predicted model, not a curated record. NCBI's taxonomy places the organism in Eukaryota, Fungi, Basidiomycota, Malasseziomycetes, Malasseziales, Malasseziaceae. Gene Ontology annotation, molecular function: mismatched DNA binding; ATP binding; ATP-dependent DNA damage sensor activity.
AUGUCGGAGCUCAAAGGCGAGCGCCUGCAAGCCUUCCACAACGAGCUCAACCGCCGCAUCAUUGAGCUCGCGCACAGCGCACAGACGGCGAGCAAGCUGGGGGGGAUCACCGCGAUCGACAGCUUCCUCACGCUCGAAAGUGAGGAUGACAGUGCCCGGCUGUACCGCUUCUACCAGUACCUGAAGCCGAACUUGCCGUGUGGGGACGCGCAGGUCAUGGUCGCUGCGGCGCGGGUGCUCGGGCGUGUGUCCAAGUACGGCGGGCACUCACUCGGCGACCAGUUUGUCGAGUUCGAAGUGCAGCGUGCGCUGGACUUGCUGCAGGGCGACCGCAACGAGAAUGGGCGGUACGCCGCGGCGCUCAUCAUCAAGGAGAUCGCGCGCAAUGUCCCCUACCUAUUCCACGCGUACGUGGGGCGUGUGAUCGACUAUAUCUGGAUUGGGCUGCGGGACCCGAAGGUGGCCGUGCGCGAAGCGACGGCUGAGGCGCUGGGCGCAUGCUUCCAGAUCAUUGCGGACCGCGAGAAGCAGAUGGGCACCCAGGCGUACGAGUCGGUGUACGACGAGGCGGAGCAGGGGCUCAAGGAUGCGUCGGUCGAGGUGAUCCACGGCAGCCUGCUGGCGAUCCUCAAGCUGCUGCGCCACUCGAAGACGUUUAUGCGCACGCGGCUGCACCGGACGUGCGAGCUGAUCCUCCGGCUGCACCGGCACCGCGACCCGUUGGUGAAGCGCACCGUGACGAAUCUGAUCCCGGUGCUCGCUGCGUACGACCCGCAGUACUACGCGGAGGAGUACCUGGGUCCGGUGAUGACCGCGAUGAUCGACCAGCUGCGGCGCGAGCGCGACCGCUCGAAGGAGGCGUGUGGCGACACGCUCGAGGCGAUUGGGCUUGUCGCGAUGGCGAUGGGCGACCGCAUGCAGCCCUAUGUCGAGGCGAUCAUGCAGUGUGUGCGCGAGUCGCUGCAGAUGCGCGGGAAGCGCAGCGUGCCGCCCGAGGCGCCCGUGUUCUUCUGCAUCGGACACCUCGCCGUCGCUGUCGGUGCGCGCAUCGAGAAGGACGUGCAUGAUCUGCUGGACAUGAUGUUCGCGUGUGGGUUGAGUGUCGCGCUGGUGUCGGCGCUCGAGCAGAUUGUGCAUGCGAUUCCUACGCUGUUGCCGAUCGUCCAGGAGCGCCUGCUGCAGAUGCUGUCGCACUUGCUGAUCGGCGUGCCGUACCGCCCGCUCGGUGCGCCGCUGCCGCGGCACGGAGCGCUGCCGCCGCCGGUGAUCCGUGUGUCGUCCGAUGCCAAGACGACAGAGACACUCACGAUCGCGCUCGAGACGCUCGGGAGCUUUGACUUUACAGGCCAUGUGCUGAACGAGUUUGUGCGCGACUGCACUCUGCCGUACCUCGAAAUGGACGCGAAGGAGGUGCGGAAGGCGGCGGCGGUGACGUGUGCGCGCAUCUUUGUGAACGACCCGAUCUGCUACCAGUCGUCGAUGCAUGCGAUCGAGGUGUUCAACGAUGUGCUCGACAAGCUGAUCACGGUUGGCGUGGCGGACCCUGAUGCAGAGCUGCGGUUCACGGUGCUCAGUGCGCUGGACGAGCACUUCGAUCGGCACCUGGCGCAGACCGAGUACAUCCGCUCGAUCUUUAUUGCGCUCAACGACGAGGAGUUUGCGGUGCGCGAGGUGGCCAUCGGGAUCCUCGGGCGCCUCGCGCGGCACAACCCGGCGUAUGUGAUGCCGUCGCUGCGUAAAGUGCUUAUCCAGCUGCUCACGGGGCUCGAGUACGCCACGGUCGCGCGGCACAAGGAGGAGGCCGCGCGCCUGCUGACGGGCGUUGUACGCGCGCUGCAGGGACUCGUCAAGAGCUACGUUCUGACGAUGCUGCAGGUCCUCCUGCCCAAGGCGAGCGAUGCGAACGCGGGCGUCGCCGCUCGUGUGAUGGAGUGCCUCGGUGAGCUCGCGCGCGUCGGCGGCGACGAGCUCGCGCCACUCGUCAACGAGCUCGUGGCGCUGACGGUGUCGCAGCUCGGCCAUGGGCCCGCGCACGCGAACGUCACCAAGCGCGACGCGGCGCUCAAGACGCUCGGGCGCAUCGCGUCGAAUACGAGCCACGUGGUGAAUCCGUACCUGCAGUACCCCACGCUGCUGAGCGCGCUCGUCAAGAUCCUGAAGACGGAGCAGGCGCUGCCAGUGCGGCGGGAGACGAUUCGCGUGCUGGGCAUUCUGGGUGCGCUCGAUCCAUACCGGCACAAGCUGCUGGAGAACAGUUUGGAGCCCGCGGCGGCGCCGGACGGCGCGCCCCAGACGGACCUGUUCGAGCUCGCGAUGGCGAUGGGGACGUCCACGGACGAGUACUACCAGAACGUGGCGGUGGAAGCGCUGAUUGCGAUCCUGCGUGAUCCCGCCCUGUCCGUGCACCACCACGCGGUGAUCGAGGCGAUCAUGUACAUGUUCAAGACGCAGGGCCUCAAGUGCGUCGCGUUCCUGCCCCAAAUUAUCCCGGCGUUCCUCGGCGUGAUCCGCACAUGCGCGGGCGGUGGUCUCAGCGAGUUCUACUACCAGCAGCUGGCCAUCCUCAUCUCGAUCAUCAAGCAGCAUGUGCGCAACUAUCUACGCGACAUCUUUGCGCUCGUGCAGGCCGACUGGAACCCCAACUCGGCGAUCCAGAUGACGAUCGUGGCGCUGAUGGAGGCUGUCGCGCGCGCCCUCGAGGGCGAGUUCAAGGCAUACCUGCCGCUGCUGCUCCCGAACCUGCUGCAGACGCUUGAGGGCGAAAUCACCCCGAAGCGCACACCGACGCUGCUGCGUAUGCUGCAGGCAUUCUAUGUGUUUGGCGCGAACCUCGAGGAAUACAUCCACCUCGUGCUCCCUGUGCUCGUGGCGCUGUUCGAGCGCGCAGACGCGCCUGUGCAUGUGCGCCGCGCGGCCAUCGUCACGGUCGGCCAGCUCUCGCGUAAAGUCAACUUCUCCGACCACGCCUCGCGCAUCAUCCACCCACUCGUGCGUGUGCUGAACAGCGGCGUGACGGAGCUGCGGGCCCCCACGCUUGACACGCUCACAGCGCUCGUAUUCCUGCUCGGUCCCACGUACCUCACGUUCGUGGCGGUGGUGAACAAGGCGCUCGUGCACCAGAAGAUCCAGCACACGCGGUACCAGCAGGUCAUUGCGCGCCUGCUGCGCAGCGAGACGCUGCCGCUGGACCUGCUGCCGCCCGACACCCUCGCGCUCGACAAGGCGGACGAGGCGCCGCAUGCCGAGGCGUCCAAGAUGGUCGUGCACCAGGCGCACCUCAAGGCCGUGUGGGACACGUCGCGCGUGUCCACGGCGCAGGACUGGCGCGAGUGGCUGCGGCGCCUCGCGGUCGAGAUGCUGCGCGAGUCGCCGUCGCAUGCGCUGCGCGCCUGCCGAGGACUAGCGGAAGUGUACCAGCCGCUCGCGCUCGAGCUGUUCAAUGCGGCGUUUGUGUCGUGCUGGGUCGAGCUGUACGACUCGUACCAGGAGAGCCUACUGCGGGCGAUCGAGGCGGCGCUCGACGCGAGCGACAUUCCGGACCAGGUCGUCCAUGCGCUCCUGCAGCUGGCCGAGUUUAUGGAGCACGAUGACAAGGCGCUGCCGAUCAGCAUUCGCCUGCUGGGCGACCGCGCGUACAAGUUCCAUGCGUAUGCGAAGGCGCUGCACUACAAGGAGGCCGAGUUCCUCGCCGAGCCGUCGCCCCAGAUCGUCGAGCUGCUCAUCGACAUCAACACGAAGCUGCAGCAGAGCGACGCCGCGUUCGGCGCGCUGACGUAUGCGCGCGAGAAGAUGGACAUUACGCACCACGAGGAGUGGUACGAGAAGCUGCACCGCUGGGAAGAGGCACUCGCCGCGUACGAGCGCCGCGCGCAGGAGCAGCCGGACGCGCAGGAGAUCGUGUUUGGCAAGAUGCGCUGCCUGCACGCGCUCGGCGAGUGGGAGCACCUCACGGAGCUCGUGCACGCGCGGUGGCCCGCCGCGAAUGCGGACGGGCGCCGGCAGAUGGCGCCGCUCGCAGCGGCGGCCGCGUGGUCGUUUGGGCAGUGGGACAUGAUGGACGAGUUCAUCGCGGCGAUGCGCCCCGAGUCGUCUGAGCGCUCGUUCUACCGGGCUGUCCUAGCGGUGCACCGCUCGCAGCGCUCGCAGACCAAGCGCCUCGUUGCGCGUGCGCGCGAUGCGCUCGACUCGGAGCUGACGGCGCUGAUCAGCGAGAGCUACGGGCGCGCGUACGACCUCAUGGUGCGCACGCAGAUGCUCUCAGAGCUCGAGGAGGCGCUCACGUACAAGCUCGACUAUGCGGAGCAGCCGGACCGCCAGGCGACGAUGCGGGCGAUCUGGAUGAAGCGCCUGCAGGGCUGCGAGCUCGACGUGGAAGUGUGGCAGCGCAUUCUGAGCGUCCGCAGCAUUGUGCUCACGCCUGCGGACGAUAUGGAUACGUGGAUCAAGUUCGCGAACCUGUGCCGCAAGUCGGGGCGCAUGGUGCUCGCGGAGAAGACGCUCAACUCGCUGCUUGGCCCCGACGCGCACGCGCUGGACGCGCCGCUGGCCGGCCCGAAAGCACCGCCCGCGGUGAUCUACUCGCACCUCAAGUUCAUGUGGGCGUGCGGCGCACGCGCCGAGAGCCUGAGCUACCUGCGCGAGUUUACCGCGAACCUCGCCGAGGAUCUCGGCAUGGCCACCGUCGACGACAACGACCACCUCAUGCUGCCCGAUAUCCGUGCGUCGCCGCGCCUCGCCGAGUUUGCCAAGCUGCUAGCGCGCUGCUACUUCAAGCUCGGCGAGUGGCAGGUCGCGAUGAACGAAGACUGGGUCGUGGACGACAACUUUGACGUGAUCCGCUCGUACAAGCGCGCGACCGAGCUCGACCAUACGUGGUACAAGGCGUGGCACGCGUGGGCGUUGUCGAACUUCGAUGUGAUUACACACCACGAGCGCCACGGCGUCGCCAUCCCUUUCCACGAGGUGGCAGCGAGCAUCGUGCCUGGCGUGCACGGCUUCUUCCGCUCCAUCGCCCUGGCGAGCGGCAACUCGCUGCAGGACACGCUGCGCCUGCUCACCCUGUGGUUCAAGUUUGGGCACCUCGAGCAUGUGGCCGAUGCGGUGCGCCAGGGCUUCGGCACCGUGUCGGUCGACACGUGGCUCGAGGUCAUUCCCCAGAUGAUUGCGCGCAUCAGCGCGCCGUCGCCGCGCGUGCGGCGGCUGAUCCACCACCUGCUCGCGGACGUGGGCACCGCGCAUCCCCAGGCGCUUGUGUACCCCCUGACCGUUGCGACCAAGUCGCCAAGCGCGAUGCGCAUGCACGCCGCGAUGGGCAUCAUGGACACGAUGCGCGAGCACAGUCCGGUGCUGGUCGAGCAGGCCCUGCUUGUGAGCAACGAGCUGAUCCGCAUUGCGAUAUUGUGGCACGAAAUGUGGCACGAGGGACUCGAGGAGGCGUCGCGCCUGUACUUUACCGAGCACAACGUCGAGGGCAUGUUCGCCACGCUCGGGCCCCUGCACGACUUGCUCGAGAAAGGGCCCGAGACGCUACGGGAGACGUCGUUUGCGCAGACGCACGGGCGCGACCUCAACGAGGCACGCGAGUACGUGCGGCGCUACCGGCAGCACGGCGAGAUCAACGACCUGAACCAGGCAUGGGACUUGUACUACCAUGUGUUCAAGCGCAUUACCAAGCAGCUGCCCGCGUCCAACUCGGUGCAGCUUGCGCUGCAGUACGUGUCGCCCAAGCUGCUCGCGCUGCGGGAUCUCGAGCUGGCGGUGCCCGGCACGUACGUGAGUGGGCAGCCGAUCGUGCGCAUCACGCAGUUUGAGCCGGUCGUGCUCGUCAUCUCGUCCAAGCAGCGGCCGCGCCGCCUCAAGAUCAAGGGCAGCGAUGGGCGCUCGUACCAGUACCUGCUCAAGGGGCAUGAGGACAUGCGCCAGGACGAGCGCGUGAUGCAGCUGUUCGGCCUCGUCAACACGCUCUUGGCCAUCGACACCGAGUCGUACAAGCGGCGCCUGAGCCUGCGGCGCUUCCCUGUCAUUCCGCUCUCGCCCAACACGGGCAUGCUUGGCUGGGUCGCGAACAGCGACACGCUGCACAUUCUCAUCAAAGAAUACCGUGAGCAGCACAAAAUCUUGCUCAACAUUGAGCACCGCCUCAUGCUCCAGAUGGCGCCAGACUACGACAACCUCACGGUCAUGCAGAAGGUCGAGGUGUUCGAGUACGCACUCGACAACACGCCUGGCCAGGACCUGUACCGCGUGCUGUGGCUCAAGUCGCGCUCGUCCGAGGCGUGGCUGGAGCGCCGCACCGCGUACAUGCGCUCGCUCGCCACCUCGUCCGUGGCCGGGUACAUUCUCGGCCUCGGCGACCGCCACCCGUCCAACUUGCUGCUCGACCGCAAGACGGGCGAAAUCAUCCACAUCGACUUUGGCGACUGCUUCGAGAUCGCGUGUCACCGCCCCAAGUUCCCCGAAAAGGUGCCGUUCCGCCUCACGCGCAUGCUCAUUAAGGCGAUGGAGGUCGGCGGCAUCCAGGGCACCUUCAAGGUCACCGCCGAGAACACCAUGCGCGUGCUCCGCGACAACCGCGAGAGCGUGCUCGCCCUCCUCGAGGCAUUCGUGCACGACCCCCUCAUUUCGUGGCGUCUUGUGACAGAUGCAGACGCCGAGCAGCGCGCGCCCGACGCGCACGAGCACGAGCACGAAGCGUCCCUCGAGGUUCGCGGCGUGGAGGGCGAGGCACGCAAUCAGCGCGCCCUCGAGGUCGUCCGGCGCAUCCAGAACAAGCUGACCGGCCGCGACUUUGAUCCCAAAGUCACGCUUACCGUGCCCGAGCAGAUCGAGCGCCUCAUCCAAGAUGCGACCGCCAUCGAGCACCUGUGCGUCGCGUUCAUAGGUCCAUCGCCUCCGAGUGCACCACCUAAGCGCGCAGCAGACGCAGGGCCCAGUGCGCAGCGCGCGCCGGCGGACGCCGUGGCGACGCCGCCGCCCACGCGGAAACGCGCGCGUCACUCGCCUGCACGCAACGGCACGCCCUCGUCGCCGAGUCCCGACGCUUCGUAUGACGCGCCGAAGCGUGCCUCACUCACACCGCCCUCAUCUGGUGAUCCAGCGCCCUCCCCCGCCGUGGGAGGGCGCCGACGCGCGGCGCGGCGCGUCAACUAUGCCGAGGCGCGCGCCGACUCGGACGACUCGGACGCCGAGCCGGACGAGGCGGAGCAAGACGAAUUUGUGCUAGACGAAGAGAGCGCAUCAGAGAGCGAGGCAGACAGUGCUGUCGAGAGCGAGGAGCCCGCGACGGCCUCGGAAGCCGAGUCCGAGGUCGAGGUCGAGGUCGAGGCGCCGCCGAGGCGCGCGCCGCGUGCCCCACCGGCGAGCUCGCCGCCCAUGCCCGUUGCGCGAGGACACCUGACGAAGGCGGAGCGCCGCGCAGAGGACGAGAAGCGCAAGAAGCAGGAGAACGAGCAGGCAUACAGUUUCUUGCUGGACGUGCGCGACAAGGAUAUGCACCGCCCUGGCGACAUGGACUACGACAAGCGCACGCUGUACAUCCCCCCGUCGGCGUGGAAGACGUUCACACCGUUUGAAAAGCAGUUUUGGGAGAUCAAGCAGAACCACUGGGACACGGUCCUCUUUUUCCAAAAAGGCAAGUUUUACGAGCUGUACGAAGAAGAUGCGAUGAUCGGGCACCGCGAAUGCGACCUCAAGCUAACUGAUCGUGUGAAAAUGAAGAUGGUCGGCGUGCCAGAAGCUUCGUUCGACCUGUUCGCUACUAAGCUGCUCGCCCUGGGCUACAAGGUCGGGCGCGUCGACCAGUGCGAGACGGCUGUCGCCAAAGGCAUGCGCGUGGGCGAAAAGUCGCGUGGCGGCGGCUCAGAGAUUGUGCGCCGCGAGCUGCGGCACGUCGUCACGAGCGGCACGAUCGUCGAUGGCCACGUGCUUUCCGACGACCUCAACAGCUACUGCCUCUGCCUCAAGGAGGAGCUGAGCGCUGCGGGCCUCUCCCGCUUUGGCAUUGUGACGCUCGAUGCAGCUACGGCCGAAUUCCGCUACAUGACCUUCGAUGACGAUGCGGUGCUCACACAGCUCGAGACGCUCUUGCGCUCUCUGCGCGUCAAGGAAGUGCUCUACGAGCAGGGUCGUCUCGCGCCCGGCACGCUGCGUCUCGUGCGCAACACCGUGCCGACGACCUGCGAGUUUACAAUGCUUAAGCCAGGCACCGAGUUUCUGGACGAGGCCGCAGCACGCACGCGCCUCGCGCGUCUCUUUGACACGAUCCCCAGCGGCCUCACGCCGCUCUUGGAAUCGGGCGGCCCGGCGCUCGCAGCUCUGGGCGCUUUGUUGUGGUACCUAGAGCAGCUGCACCUCGAUGUGGACCUGUGUGCGAGUGGUAAUGUACGUGAGCGCGCGGCGCCUGCGCACGGCCAAGGCAUGCUCCUGCUCGAUGCCAAGUCGCUUAUGCACCUCCAUGUGCUGCAGAACGACGAGGGCUCCGAGGCAGGCACCCUGCAUCAGCUGCUCAACCGCUGCGUUACGCCGUUCGGGCGCCGUCUAUUCCGGCGGUGGCUUGCAGCGCCGCUGUGUGAGCGCGCGGCGAUCGAGGCCCGCCUCGACGCCGUCGACGACCUGCGUGCGACGCCAGCGUGCUCCGAGAUCCUGCACGCCUUCGCCAGGCACUUGCCCGACUUGGAACGCCUGCAGACGCGCAUUGCCGCGGGCAAGUGCCGGCCCCGCGACUUUCUGCUCGUGCUGCGUGCGUUCGAGCGAUUCCGCGAUGCCAAGGAGACGCUGCUCGAGGCGCUUCGCACUUGCACGUCGUCGGUGUUGCGCGCACUCCUGGACGACUGGCCCGAUGUGGCGGAGCGCGCUGCGGCGCUGCGGCGCCACUUCACCGCGAGCGACGAUGGAACGUUUACGCCGGUCCAGGGUGAGUCAGCCGCAUACGAUGCGGCGGUCGCGGGCGUGCGUGCGGCGGAACAGCGCUUGGACGACGAAAAGGCCGCGUGUGCGACACAGCUCGGCCUGGCGGCGCGCGAUGUGGCGUGGAAACAUGUGGGCACAAACGAGAUCUACCAGCUCGAGUUGCCGGCGCGCACCAAGGUGCCCGCGCCGUGGAUUCUCAUGAGUCAGACCAAAGCCGCAAAGCGGUACUACACACCGCGCACCAAGGAGCUGAUCCGCGAGCUAAAGGAGGCGCGUGAGACGCGCCUUGCCGCGCUCAAGCAGUUCCAGAGCGAGGUGUACGCAGCGUUCCGGGCGGACCUUCCGCAGUACGCGCGCGCCGUGCGCGCCGUGGCCCAGCUCGACUGCCUCGUAAGCCUGUCUAAGAGCUCCGAGGCGCUGGGUGAGCCUGCCUGUCGCCCGACGCUCGUGGACCAUGACACGGCCCUCUUUGCAUUUGAGGAGCUGCGGCAUCCCUGUAUGGCGCCCAGUGCGCUGACUGGCGCUACGGAGUUUAUUCCCAACAAUGUGGCGCUUGGUGGAGACGCCGAGGACAUUAUGGUACUUACCGGCGGUAACAUGGCCGGUAAAAGCACGACGGCGCGCACGGCUGCCACAGCCGUGAUUCUUGCACAGCUGGGGUGCUACGUGCCGGCAGCGUCGGCGCGACUGGCACCGGUCGACCGCAUUGCGUCGCGCAUGGGCGCGAAUGACCAGCUGUUCCGUCACCAGUCGACGUUCAUGGUCGAGAUGCUUGAGGCGUCCAAGAUUUUGCGCGAGGCGACCCCGCGCUCGCUCGUGAUUAUGGACGAGCUGGGCCGUGGUACGUCGACGUUCGAUGGGCAGGCGAUUGCGUACGCGGUGCUGCAUGAAUUGGCCACGCGCGCGCCGUGCCUAUGCUUCUUUAUGACGCACUAUUUGACAGUGGCUGCGACGCUCGACGGAUACCCGCACCUGGCAAACCGGCAUAUGGAGGUGCGUGUGGACGAUGAGCAGCGCCACGUCGUUUUUACAUACCGCCUCGUGCCUGGCAUCGCCGAGUCGUCGUACGGCACACAAGUCGCGCAAAUCGCUGGGGUGCCGGAAGCCAUCUGCGCGCAGGCUGCCACUAUGUCGCGUGCGUUUUGGGACGAGGCGCAGCGUGCGCAUGCGGCGCGCGCACACUGCGCGCUGCCGCUAGAGAGUGUCGCAGACUUUGCGCGUCUCGUCGCGAUCGGCCGUGGCGAGGCCAGUGUCGACGCACGUGGUCUGAGCACUUUGUGGUGCGCCACGGCGCGCGUCGGCGCCCCGUAG